Messenger RNA from Cynoglossus semilaevis (tongue sole), 3888 nucleotides. It is a transcript of the gene clint1a, whose product is annotated as clathrin interactor 1a. Gene Ontology annotation, cellular component: plasma membrane; clathrin vesicle coat; endosome. Gene Ontology annotation, biological process: endocytosis. The coding region runs from base 145 to 2274 and encodes 709 amino acids. Gene Ontology annotation, molecular function: phospholipid binding; clathrin binding. The transcript has 13 exons. The record is from RefSeq and is a predicted model, not a curated record. NCBI's taxonomy places the organism in Eukaryota, Metazoa, Chordata, Actinopteri, Pleuronectiformes, Cynoglossidae.
CCUUUAGUGUGCGUAGCAUUUGCGCCUCCUGCCUUCAGAGAGGUGGUGAAGCAGAAUUUACUUUACGGAAUUUAAUCUUGUCUUUCGUUGUACGACUGACUGAAGGGUUUUAACGGAGAGGAAAGACGCUUUUCACAGGGCGAAAUGUUAAACAUGUGGAAAGUAAAGGACUUGGUUGAAAAGGCAACCAAUGUCGUGAUGAACUACUCAGAGGUGGAAUCCAAAGUCAGGGAGGCAACCAACGAUGAUGCUUGGGGACCGCCAGGUCAGCUGAUGAGCGACAUCUCGAGAGCCACCUUCAUGUAUGAGCAGUUCCCAGAGGUGAUGAACAUGCUGUGGGCCCGAAUGCUGAGAGACAACAAAAAGAACUGGAGGAGAGUUUACAAGUCUCUACUACUGUUGGCCCAUCUCAUCAAGAAUGGAUCAGAGCGGGUCGUGACCAGUGCCAGAGAACAUCUGUACGACCUUAGAUCGUUAGAAAGUUACCAUUUUGUAGAUGAAAACGGGAAGGACCAGGGCGUGAAUGUGCGCCAUAAGGUUAAGGAACUCGUGGAAUUUGUUCAAGACGACGACAAACUCAGGGAGGAACGAAAAAAAGCAAAGAAGAACAAAGACAAAUACAUCGGCGUGUCCUCUGACAGUAUGUCGUACCGCGGCUACCCUGGGGACCGGUACGAAUGGGGCGAAAAUCGUGGAAAGUGGGACGAUGACUGGGACAAGAGUAAAGGGCAGUUUCCCUUCAGUGAGAAGUUGGGAGAGAUCAGUGACAAGAUCGGCAGCACCAUAGAUGACACCAUCAGCAAGUUCAAGAAGAACGACAGAGAUGAUUCACCAGAUCGAUUUAGUGAAAAUGAGGAGGAGAGGAGUCGCUCAUCUUACAAUGGCCAAUCAGGAAAAGUCUUCAAAGAUGAAGAAGAGACGGUCACUACAAAGAGCGUACAAAUAGUCCAAUCAACAGAGACCACGGCUACACGCAAAAGAGGAGGCGUCCCCUCCAAAAUAGUAGACCUCGGGGCCGCGGCCCAUUACACAGGUGACGCCAGUCCAAACGCUUCAGUCAAGGCUCAACCAGCAGCUGCCGUUCCUCAGGCCACGUCCUCGGGCCUCUCUGACCUCUUCAUGGUCGACACGGCGUUGAGCCAGAACACUGCCGCAGACUUGAUCAGUGGAUUUGCUGACUUCUCCUCACCUGCUGCAGUAGGCAUGUCCCCAGGAUCUGCCACACAGCCCUCCAACAGUAACGGAGACUUUGGAGAGUGGAACGCCUUUCCUGGAGGUCAGAUGCCAGUGUCUGCUCAGGCUGCAGACUUCAGCAAAAACGACCUUUUUGGCCCCAUGACAACAAGUCCUGUCGCGGCGCCUGCACCAGCUCCAGUCCCGGCUGCGGCCGCUGCUCCUGCCUCAGCAGAUCUCUUUGACCUGAUGGCUCCGACUCAGUCCCUCACCUCCUCCCAGAGCCUCAACUUCAGCAUGAGCAGCACACAGACCAUGAGCAACACAGUUCUGCCCCAGUCUAGGUCACAGCAGCCUUUCCAGAACAUGGGGGCUUCCCUGCAGCCCCAGUCCCUCCAGUCCCUCCAGCCUCUGCAGCCUCUGCAGCAGGGAGUGGUGAAGCAUGGUGCAGGAGCCAAAGCCUCUCUGCCGUCCACCUGGGCUGACCAUUCUGUAAACAUCAACCUGGACUUUCUGGGUCCGGGCGGGCAGCCCCCCAAGCCUAGCCAGCCCAGCCUCAACAAAUUACAACAAGGUAACCAGACAAACAUUCUCUCUCAAGGAAUGUCAGCCAUGAGUCUGGGACCUACAGCAGUCAGACCUCCUGGAAACCCAAUGAUGCACGCGGCUCCUGGGAUGGGCAUGGGCAUGGGGAUGCCCCCCAACCAGGGCAUGAUGGGGAUGCCCCCCAACCAGGGCAUGAUGGGGAUGCCCCCCAACCAGGGCAUGAUGGGGAUGCCCCCCAACCAGGGCAUGAUGGGGAUGCCCCCCAACCAGGGCAUGAUGGGGAUGCCCCCCAACCAGGGCAUGAUGGGGAUGCCCCCCAACCAGGGCCUGAUGGGGAUGCCCCCCAACCAGGGCAUGAUGGGGAUGCCCCCCAACCAGGGCAUGAUGGGUAUGGCCUCCAACCAGGGCAUGAUGGGUAUGGCCAUGAACAUGGGGAUGCCCCAGGGAGGCAUGACUAUGGGGAUGCCCGGGGUCAUGGGGAUGGGGAUGAGUCCUGCAGUGGUGCAGCAGCCUAAACACGAUGCCUUCGCUGACUUUGGCAACUUUGGAAAAUGAUGGAGUGAAGGCAUUUAGGAGGAGUGGUGUUGGUCUGUCUGUGUCUGUGUCUGUUGGUGAAGGAUUAUAAUGAGCUGCAAAGAAACAGAAAGUACUUGAAUAAUGUCAGCAAUCAUCAGACUAACACCCUGCAGUCUGCUUUCUAAGAGUGACACCACGUUGUGGUAAAAACCUGAAUGUGUGUGUAUGUGUGUUUGUAAGGAUUCAGUGCAAAGAAAGUGUGUGUGUGUGUGUGUGGUUGCGCGCCCGUGCACGGGCACGUGUCUGCCAUGGUGAGAGCGUUCAGAAGGAUGUGCCUAAUAACCUCAAUCAACGGAAUGACCAGAAUAGCAAAAAUGUAAAAACAGUAGCUGAUUUAUCUUUUUGUACUUUCCAGAACCAGACGUUUGGAUGAAAUGACCUUUUAGCCAUUUUAACUUUCUAACGUGGGGCGUGGACGUCGACGCUCGCUCUCACUUUUUCACUGAGCUGUAAAUAGAAAUCUGGAGCCCGGGAAAAAUUCUAAGUUAUGAAGUUCCUGUAGAAGAGCAGUGACAAUGUGAAGGGUUUUAUUCUGCAGACCAAAUGAAUUAUGACGCCUCUCUGUUCUUCAGCGCCCACUGGUGGCCUUCAGCUCGAGGAGCCAUGACGGUGAACGUGCGAGAUUGUCUUUAAACAGACCGUCACUUGUGGCCUUUCAUAGUAGUGUAGUGACUACAUAUAUCAAAUAAAUGUUUGUCUAUAUUUGUUACCUAAGAGGAAUGUUCUAAUCAGUCAAAUGAGAUCAUCCACGAGUAGAAAGAACCAGGUGUGUGUGUGGGGGAGGGGCGGGGGGGAGGUGGUCUUUAACACAGACCCCUGCCUCCACCCACCUCCGUCUGGUGGAGACGGCUGCUGACACCUCAGCUGUACUCGUGCCUGAAGCCAGGAGUCCAGGUGACGAACUGUCCACGGGUGUGUCCACUCCAGUCCACUCCACUCUGAUUUGUGCCUUCAUGCAUGACAUUUUAUUUAUUUCACUUUUAGAACAAAGUGAAACUUUAGUUUAUAUUAAAAAAAACGUGAUCAGGAUAAAGACAAACGUCCAGUGUUGUGUUUCAAACGUUGGUCCUGACGAACGCUGCCUUCGUUACCUUCACACUGCAGUCUGGGGAGUGUCCACAGGGGCCGCUGUGGUGCUGUGUGUUGGACUCUGGUGACGGUCCUCGUCUUCUGUGUGAUUCAAGUGCCUGUCCAUGUUUACCUCCGGGUCCCUGUGAUGGAGUGUGUGUGUGUGUGUGUGUGUGUGUGUGGUCCACUGACCAGAGGAGGGACAGUGGACUGUGUCGGCCCAGUAGGAUCAAAGUCGUUCUUCCCUUCUCUCCCAGAGGCUCAGGAAGCCAAGCAUCAGAGUGUCGAGCAUCGAAAUGACCAAAAUCUCUUUGCUGUUUCAUUCACAAAUCACAUUAGAUUGUUUUAUGCAUUGUUUUUUUUUUUCUUUUUUUUUUUUUUUACAUCGAAUCUUUUGGACCGCUGAAAUAGAAUUGUUACUAAAACACUAGUAUAUGCAAUUGUUAAAGAAAAUUUUGCAUUUUUUUGUUGAUUUGAUUUAAAUAUGAAGAUUCUUUAUUUACAACAUUAAACAGUUGAUUGACA